This is a messenger RNA of Melampsora larici-populina 98AG31, 1811 nucleotides long. RefSeq lists its product as uncharacterized. The record is from RefSeq and is a predicted model, not a curated record. Lineage: Eukaryota; Fungi; Basidiomycota; Pucciniomycetes; Pucciniales; Melampsoraceae. The transcript is spliced from 8 exons. Gene Ontology annotation, biological process: cyclic threonylcarbamoyladenosine biosynthetic process. The coding region runs from base 177 to 1532 and encodes 451 amino acids. Gene Ontology annotation, molecular function: ubiquitin-like modifier activating enzyme activity; tRNA threonylcarbamoyladenosine dehydratase activity. Gene Ontology annotation, cellular component: mitochondrial outer membrane.
AUACAACACGACAUUUUGAAUUUUUCGAUAUCUAGGAGAAACCAAGACGAUCAACAAACCGACCCACAAGUAAAAGAAGAAGAAGAAAGAGAUGAACCAAGGAGAAUAAAGAAAACACAGAAAGAGAAUCAGAAAAAAAAAGAAGUUGAUCGAAAGGAAUAAUUUAAUUUUUCAAGAUGGUUAAGAAUGGGAUUGGAUUGAUGAACGUGAUUGGGAUUGGAAGUUUGUCUGGAUUAAUUACGAGUUUAAUCAUUUAUAAGUAUUCAGAUUAUUUUAAACCGAUCAACAAGAAAAGUACCAAUAGCAUAUCAAAAACAAGAAAAAGCUCUGAGAAAGAAAAAGAAGAAGAAGGAGAGAAUUUGAUUAAAGAACAAUUAAUUCGACAUGAAAGUUUUUUUGGAGAACUUGGAAAUCAACAGAUUAGAAAAAGUUAUGUGGUGGUCAUUGGUUUAGGAGGAGUCGGAUCACAUGUUUCUUUAAGUUUGAUUAGAUCUGGUGUGAGGAGGAUUAAAUUGAUUGAUUUUGAUUUGGUUUCACUUUCUUCACUUAAUAGACAUGCGGUGGCUACUCGAAACGAUGUGGGAAAACCUAAGGUGGAAGUUUGUAGGGAGUUUUUUAGGAGGAUUUCUCCUUGGAUUGAAAUUGAGAUCGAGAUGAGAGAAUUCAAUUCAGAAAAUGCAAAAGAACUUUUGAUGAAUGAUUCAUCAGAAGAAGGAGAAGAAGUGGAUUGGGUUUUAGAUUGUAUUGAUAAUAUCACUACUAAAUUAGACUUAUUAACGUUUUGUAAAACUAAUCAAAUCAAAGUGAUUUCUUCACUUGGUGCAGCUUCUAAAUCAGAUCCAUCUAGAAUCCAAAUCAGUGAUAUUUCGCUAACUUUUGAAGACCCAUUAGCCAGAUCAGUUCGUAGAAGAUUAAGAAUGAAAGGGAUUGUGGAUGGCAUACCGGUGGUUUAUUCAACUGAAAAACCAAAUGAAAAAGUCACUUUAUUACCUUUACCAGAAGAAGAAUUUCAAAAAGGAAACGUUCAAGAGUUAUCAUCAUUAACUAAUUUCAGAGUCAGAAUCUUACCUGUCUUAGGUCCCAUUCCUGCCAUGUUUGGUCAAGCUAUGGCUGCUUAUGUUUUGAGUCAAUUAUCUGGUUUUCCAAUCGAUCCAUUACCAGUCAAAAACCGAACCAAAUUAUACAAAAGGUUAUACAAUGAUUUAUUAUCCAGAGAAUCCAAACUAACGGGAACGACUACAAUCCCAUUUUCAAUCGAAGAAAUAGGUUAUAUCUUUGAAGAGAUCUAUAGAGGCAAAUCAAUCGUUUCUCCAAACUUUGUGAUCUCUAAUACGUUAUGUUUGAUCAGAUGGGAUUCUAAGAUCGAUUUGAAUUGGCAAAAUUGUGUGGUGAUGGAUAGAUCUGAAGCUGAGCUUCAUGAAGAAAAGGUUUUGAGGAAUGGGGUGGAUCCUCAGGUUGUUUGGGAUCCUCAAACGGUUGGGUUGGUUAUGGAAAGGUUUGAGGAAGAACUUAGGAUGCGAAAGUGGAGAUAAAACUCUUAUGAUUGGGUUUUUAUACUUAGCAUUCAAUUCUUUACAACAUAUUUUUUGGGAGGAAUAGUACAUAAAUUUACAUUCCUAAGGAAAAUCCACAAUCAAUUCGAAUAGAUAAUGAAAACUUUACAAGGAAAUUGAUUGAUUGAUUGAUUGAUUGGGUGAUAGAUGGAUUUUAGAAUAGAUGACUUGUAGAUCUUGUGAAUCUAGUAUGUUUUGGAAAUAUUGAAGGGUUUUGGAUCUGAUGAUCAUUUUCGGAUUUGAUUGGAACGGGUUCUU